AUGGAUGUCUGCAUUUCGGGUAUACACAAAAUCAGUGAUUUAGAUUCAUAUUACGACUAUCAAUGUGAAUUUGAAAGAAGAGUUAAUGAAAAGGAUGAGGCUUAUAGAAAGAUCAAUCAGAUUACUGAAAAAUCUGAAAAUAAUAGUAAGCAUACAAUGAUGAAAACCUUCAAGCAUUUGCAUCUGGACCAGUCAAUAGCUUGCGCUGAGGAUUGA
Ambispora leptoticha is the source of this 216-nucleotide messenger RNA. NCBI's taxonomy places the organism in Eukaryota, Fungi, Glomeromycota, Glomeromycetes, Archaeosporales, Ambisporaceae. The record is from the annotation of a GenBank genome assembly.